AUGAAUAUUUAUGGUGCUGGAAAAAGUGUAGUUUUAGAUGAUGAUGACCUUCAAAUUUUAGAAACUCCUCCACUACAAGUUAAUCAAUCUCCAAUAGCCAAUACACAAGAUACCACUACGACACCAAGGGAAAAAAAGAAGAGGGCACUAACAUCUGAUGUGUGGAACCACCUUAUAAAGAUUGGUAUUGGUAUUGAUGGAAAAGAAAAGUGUAAAUGCAAAGGUUGUGGUUCUAUUUUGGGUUGUAAAGCUACCGGUGGAACCACACAUUUAAUUCGUCAUGUUGAUUCUUGUAAGUUUCUUCUUGAGAAACAUGGGAAUGUAGGGGAUAUGCUUCUUGAUAUGGAAGGAAAAUUUAAAAGAAGAAAGUUUGACCAGAAGGUUAAUCGAGAAAUUAUAGCUGAAAUGAUAAUUACACAUGGUGCCCCAUUUAAUAUAGUUGAGUGGCAAGCCUUUAGAAAAUACCAAAAGUUCAUGAAUGAGGAAUGUAGGUGGAUUUCUAGAAAUACCAUUAAAGCGGAUGUAAUGGAAAUUUAUAAGGUUGAGAAAGAAAGGUUAAGGUCACAAUUGGCUCAAAUUUCAGGAAGAAUUUGUCUUACCUCUGAUUGUUGGACUUCAUGUACAAAUCAUGGUUUUAUUUCUUUAACUGCUCAUUUUGUUGAUGUGAAUUGGAACCUGAAUAAUAAAAUUCUCGCAUUUGCUCAUUUAAAACCACCACAUUCGGGACCUCAAUUAGCAUUGAAGGUGAUGGAACUUUUACGAGAAUGGGGCAUAGAAAGAAAAGUUUUUUCUCUCACUUUAGAUAAUGCUUCUGCAAAUGGUAACAUGCAAAACUAUUUGAAAGAGCACCUAGGAUUGUCAAAUAGCUUGUUACUUAAUGGAGAGUUCUUUCACAUUAGAUGUUGUGCACAUGUCUUGAAUCUUAUUGUUCAAGAUGGAUUAAAGGUGGCAAGUGAUGCAUUACAUAAAAUUAGACAAAGUGUGCAUUAUGUGAGGGCAUCAGAAAGUAGAACAAUUCAAUUUUUUCAUUGUGUUAACAAUGUUGAUGGAAUUGAUACAUCAAUUGGAUUGAGGACUGAUACCCCCACUAGAUGGAACUCCACUUAUAUCAUGCUUGAGAGUGCUAUUAAUUAUCAGCGUACCUUUUAUAGCUUAAGUUUGUGUGAUCCAAAUUACAAGUUAUGUCCGAGUAUUGUUGAAUGGAAAAGAGUUGAAGUAAUUUGUGAAGUUUUGAAGCCAUUUUACAAUAUUACAAAUUUGAUAUCUGGAUCUUCUUAUCCAACAUCAAAUUUGUAUAUAAGAGAAAUAUGGAAGAUAGAAUGUCUUUUGAAGUCAAAUUUGACAAGUGAAGAUUGUGUGAUCAAGAGUAUGACUAUAAAAAUGAGAGAGAAAUUUGACAAGUAUUGGAGCGAAUAUAGUACAGUAUUAGCCUUCGGGGCUAUAUUAGAUCCAACCAAGAAGCUAAUUUUUUUGUCAUUUGCAUAUAAACAAGUUGAUCCAUUAGAAGCUGAAGAGAAGUUGAAGAUUGUCAAGAAUGAUUUGUCAAGAUUGUAUGAAGAAUAUGUUAAAAAUGGUAGUCAUUCUUCUAAUACAAGACAUUCACAACAAGUUAAUUCUUCAUAUGGAGGAAACAAUGCAAAGAUGCCAAAAUCAUUGUAUGUAUGUGAAGAAUUUGAAGAGUAUGAAAGCCAAACAGUUAGUGCCGCGGGAACAUCCAAACUUGAUGUUUAUUUAGCCGAGCAAAGGCUUCCACCCUCAAUUGUUUUUGAUAUAUUAGCUUUUUGGAAGGAGAGAAGUCGAAGAUGUCCCGAUCUUGCAAAGAUGGCUUGUGAUGUAUUAAGCAUUCCAAUAACCACGGUGGCAUCAGAAUCUGCUUUUAGCAUUGGUGCUCGAGUUUUGAACAAGUAUAGAAGCUCUUUAAAAUAUGACACCGUUCAAGCUCUCAUGUGCACACGAAGUUGGCUACAUGGUUUUGUAGAAUAUGAUAUUGACAGUGAUGAAGAUGAAGAUAAGCGUGAAGUCAUUCGUCAAGAAAACCUCGAAUUUUCUGAUGGAACAAAUCAAUGA
Lathyrus sativus (Indian pea) is the source of this 2067-nucleotide messenger RNA. NCBI's taxonomy places the organism in Eukaryota, Viridiplantae, Streptophyta, Magnoliopsida, Fabales, Fabaceae. The record is from the annotation of a GenBank genome assembly.